AUGGAGGCCCUGAGAAUCCACAAAGCCAUUCAUGCCAUUGUCAGUCGUCACUCAAUGCUCCGUGCGAGAUUCUCCCGCGGGAAUCAGGGUGAUUGGACGCAGAGUGUGAGUGAUAAGGUGGAGGAAUCAUUUACCUUUCAGGUUGAGAGGAUAGAGGACCGAAGCAAUCUGUACAAGAUUCUGGCAGAGCGAAACUCUGCUUUCGAUAUAAGCCAAGGCCCUAUAUUCGCCGCCCACCUGUUUAACAUCAAUAAUGGGAGCCAGGAACAGCUUCCCCUUCUCUCAGGCCAUCACCUCGUAAUUGACGUCGUUUCCUGGCUUGUAAUUCUUGGUGACAUGGCAGAAUUCCUGAUCAGGUCCAAGCCCGGCCUACCGUCUUUGGAGAAACCCCUCUCCUUCCAAACCUGGCUGUGUUCACAACAAGAGCAGCCCCAAGAAAAUCUGGUGCAGGCUAACGGGCUCGAUUCCUCCCUGAAUAGCAUGCAAGCACUUGAUCUCACCUAUUGGGGCAUGACCGACCAGGCCAAUAAGUACGGUAGCGAUGUAGAACUAUCCUUCUCAUUAGACGAGGGAGAAACUGCAAGGCUGUUAAGUGGAUAUGGUAAUAGGUCGACACCUGCUGCGGCCGAGUCUGUUGACAUUAUGGUAGCAACUCUGCUGCAAGCAUUUUCAGCUGUGUUCACCGACCACUCAAUACUCCCUACCGUGUUCUCUGAAGGCCAUGGCCGCGAGUCUGCAGAUAAGGAUGUCGAUCCUUCGGGAACAGUUGGCUGGUUCACCACUCUGACACCUCUGCACGUAGUGUCGGUCGAUGAUAAUAUUGUGAACACGAUACGGGAGGUGCAGAAGGCCCGGUUACAGAUGAAGCUCCUCGGGGCCACGUCUCAGUGUUGCUUCCAACAACUCGAGUCAAAAGAGGGUCUCUUUUCAAAUGCUCCGCUAUUAGAGAAUGAGAUUAUCAUUGACAACGGCCCUGAGCUGAACCGCCUUGCUCUAUUUGAUGUUUCCGCCAUCGUCACGGGUGGGAGACUCAAGAUGACAGUCAAGUACAACAGGAGGAUGCAACACCAGAAUAAAAUUCAUGAAUGGGUUAUGACUAUGCACUCCUUACUAAAGGUCGCGGAUGAAAGCUUGAGCAGCUUGAACGCAUCUGAAUUGGAAACCCUAUUCGCCAAGUCUGGCAGCGAAACGAAGAAGGAGACAUUAUCUUCAAAAGAACAGAUGCUUAAUAAUUUGGGAGUUGAUAUGGCAAAUGUACAAGAGAUUGUACCAUGCGCGGCUUUGCAGCAACACAUGGUAUCACUGAUGGCUCAGCAGAGUGGACUGGGCAUUUACGAGGUCGAGCUCGCCUUUCACAUCACAGGAGACAAUGUCAAUACAGCAAAGCUCGAAUCAGCUGAUUUACGGGCAGGCUUCCAUGAACAGGUAGUGCUCGCACAUUAUACGGCCAAUGUGCCCGUCAUCACCUGUGUCGACAAGCAUGACCUUGUCGCACAAGCGCAAGCCUACAGAUCCGUUGACUACCGAAGUUUCAAUCGUCCGCAUCAUCAGCUUACCAUCUUCACAAGUAAUGAUGGGGCUCACAAAGCAUGCAAAUUGGAGAUGAGCCACGCUCUGAAUGAUGGCGUCUCUACAGCUCUCAUACUUCGUGAUGUGCAACAAGCGUACCAAGGACAGCUGAAAGAAGGCCCGGGACCUGCAUUCAGCAGCUUUGUCUUUUGGCAAAACGCGCAAAUAAAAGCCAAGUCAUCCGAUUACUGGCAAAAGUUUGCGCGCGGAAUACAGGCGUCUCCAAUACCAGCCAAAGAGCAGCUGCGACAAGACACAAAGUAUUUGAUGUAG
Molecule: messenger RNA, 1842 nt
Organism: Metarhizium brunneum ARSEF 3297
Lineage: Eukaryota; Fungi; Ascomycota; Sordariomycetes; Hypocreales; Clavicipitaceae
Product: Nonribosomal peptide synthetase 1
Molecular function (GO): catalytic activity
Source: RefSeq, a predicted model, not a curated record